AUGAAGGACACGGGGGAAUCAAAGGACCACCAACUAACUGUUGCCUUGAGGAUCCGACCCCUCAGCGAUGCUGAGCAGGAGGAGGCGGCUACGAUUGUGGCCCACAGAGUAGACGACCAGAUGGUGGUUCUAAUGGACCCCAUGGAGGACCCAGAUGACAUCCUGCGUGCCAAUCGCUCCAGGGAAAAGACCUACAUGUUUGACGUGGCAUUCGACUACACUGCCAAUCAGGAGGAGGUGUACCGAGCUACAACCAAAGAGCUGAUUGAAGGCCUCAUAUCGGGCUACAAUGCCACUGUGUUUGCCUACGGACCCACAGGUUGUGGGAAGACAUACACCAUGUUGGGGACAGACAAGGAACCGGGCAUCUACGUCCGGACGCUGAACGACCUGUUCCGUGCCAUUGAGGAGACCAGCGAUGACAUGCUGUACAGUGUCUCCAUGUCCUAUCUCGAGAUCUACAAUGAGAUGAUCCGUGACCUGCUGAAUCCCUCCUCGGGUUUCCUAGACCUGAGAGAGGACUCUAAGGGAGUGAUUCAGGUUGCCGGCAUCACUGAGGUGUCUACCAUCAAUGCCCGAGAGAUCAUGGAAUUGCUGAUGAAGGGCAACAAGCAGCGCACCCAGGAGCCCACGGCAGCCAAUCAGACGUCCUCUCGCUCCCAUGCUGUGCUGCAGGUGGCCGUCAAGCAGCAGAGCCGCUGCCGAGACGUCCUGCAGGAGGUCCGCUUUGCACGCCUCUUCAUGAUCGACCUCGCUGGCUCUGAACGAGCAGCACAGACUCAGAACAGGGGUCAGAGGCUCAAAGAGGGGGCUCACAUCAAUCGGUCCCUCCUGGCUUUGGGCAAUUGUAUCAACGCCCUUAGCGACAAAAAUGGCAAUAAGUAUGUCAACUACCGAGACAGCAAGCUGACCCGCCUGCUGAAGGACUCGCUGGGCGGGAACAGCCGUACGGUCAUGAUAGCUCACAUUAGCCCCGCCUCCCUGGCUUUUGAGGAAUCUCGCAACACACUGACGUACGCAGACCGUGCCAAAAGCAUCCGCACACGGGUUAAGAAGAACUUGAUCAAUGUGUCGUACCACAUUGCUCAGUACACCAACAUCAUCUCAGACCUGCGCUGUGAGAUCCAGCGGCUCAAGAAGAAGAUUGCAGAUCAGGCAGGACGCCAGGCCAACUCAGACAAGGCUGACAUCCGCCACGUCCAGGCGGAGGUCCAGGCCCACUCCAGCCAACAGAGCCGGGCUGAGAUGGACCAGCUGAGGGAGCAGCUCCUCGAUGCUUUCCGCCAGCAGAUGGAGAUCAGGAAGACUCUGAUGGACCUGGAAAACAGCAACAUGGAGAUCCAGAUUGAUACCUCCAAACACCUGUUAACCAUUACAGACUGGGAGCAGGAGCGGAGUCGGCGCAGGAGGAAGUGGCGUGCAGAAAGGAGGAAGGAAAGUAUGAAUAAGGAUGAGAGCGAGAAGGACUCGGACUCACCAGAGUCUCCCCCGGACAGUAUGGAGACCCAGGAAGUGAUCUUGGCCCGAGAAAAUCUGGCCACACUCGCGGCCGAACAGAAAAAGAUUUGCAAGCAGAAGGCGUUGCUGGAGCACAGGUUUUUGGAGCUGCGGGAGCGGGCUCGGCGCCUGGAGGAGCUGCUGCCGCGCCGGGUGAGCUCAGAUGAGCAGCGCGAGGUCCUGGGCCUGCUCUGCAAGGUCCAUGAGCUGGAGAUCGAGAACGCCGAGAUGCAGUCCCACGCCCUGCUCAAGGACAACGUCAUCCGGCAGAAGAACUUUGUGGUGCAGCGCUUUGAGCAGCAUAGGCACCUGUGUGAUGAAAUCAUUCAGCAGCAGAAGCAGUUCAUAGAUGACCACAGUCUGCUAGUGCCACCCCACCUCCAGGAGCUGUAUGAUAUCUACAUGAGGGAGCUGGAUGAGAGGAACCUGGACAGAGCCAUGGCCCUGGAUAAGGUGACCAUCAGACGCACCAUCAAGGAGGGCUCACUACCCAAGAUCACUCUGCCCAGCCGGGGUCGGGACCCUUUGCAGGAUGUGGACUCAGACCAGGAGAGUGUGCGCAACAUGGGCUCCGACAACAGACCAGGCCAGGCUAAAGUGCGCAGACACACCCUGCCCCCAAUUCUGCCUGAGCCUGAGGGGGACAACAACAGAGUUUUUAAGAGCAGCCCCCAUGCCAGGCAGAUGAAAAACUCGGUUGUCAUGACCCCGCCGCCCAUCCACAUCAACGGGCAGGGUAAUCGAGAGCUGCAGCCACUGAUUCCAGAGAGCUGUCUGAGCUACAGCCAUCUCAGCCACAGUGUCAGCAGCCACCUGGACUCGUCUCCCGAGAGCAGCGAAGCGGGUGCUGAUGUCCCAAUCUCACGCAAGGAGAGGCAGCAGAUCCUAAAGGGGGUCCAAAACAUAGCAGUGAAGGCGGCCCGUCGACGCUCCAAAGCCCUGGAGGUGGACGCCUUGCGGCUGCACCCUCCCCCCUCUCCCCUGGAGCCCAAGAAGCAGAAGAGUAGCCUCUCUCUGAGCGAAGCGCCCCCCAGAAGUGUGGCGAUACGGCGCGGCAGGCAGCCCAGCCCCGAGCUCAGGCACGCCACCUCUGACGACAACCUGUCCAGCAGCACUGGGGAGGGGCCCGGCCUGCACGGCACCUGGACACGGCCGCGCAACCGCCAGCUCACCACCAAGAACCAAACCCCUCGCGAGCUCGACUUCGAGGCACGCCGCCGGAAGAGGCGAUCCCGUUCCUUUGAGGUCACUGGUCAGGCACUGCCUCAGACCAAGGCGACCACGGCCCAGAGGUUCCGCCCACUGGACAGCACAUCAGAUCCUCACCUCCACAUCAACGGCCAGCCCCAGGCCCCCCUGCUCCGCCUCCAGCACAGAGGGAUCCUUCCUCCCACCAAAGUCAGGGCACCCCACACCAUCCAGCAAAUAGGCUCGACCACUGAGUCCUCCACAGCCAACCUGAAUAACCUGAAACGAGGACCCCAGCUGCGGCAGCCCCACCCCCUCCUCCUCGUCUCCAACACAAACUCCGGGCCUCAGCGCACACGCAGGCACUGAGGAGCAACCCUAUUUUGCCCAUCCAACACCAGCACUAAUACAAUUACCAGCUGAGCUCAGUGGGCUCUCCUAACUGGAGAGCUUAGAGUGCCCAAACCUUUCCCCAGUUCCACAAAAAAAGACACUUUAACCCCUCAGUUUCACACAUAAAGCAAGAUUGUGAGGCAGUCCGGUAGAGACUAACUAAACCUUAGCUAAAACUCCACGCAGGUCUCCUUUGUGCUUUCUUCUGAACACUGAGUGGCACCCACCGUGGCACUGAGACGCUCUGACAUGUGCAGCCCACAGAUGCCAAAGGCGUCUCUGACAGUGGCCAUGCUCUGUUCUGUUAAAUGUUUCGGCUUUAGCUUGCUCCUGCUGGACCGCUCGUGUCACCGUCAAGUCAGAUGGUGCCGAGCUCAUUAUGAAUGCAACGCUGUACUAAUGUUUGUGCAUUAGGACUAUAUUUGGUUUGAUAGAAGUCACUGCUUGAUAUGAAGGAGAAAAAAAAACAUUACAACAAGCUAGUGGGUGGAUUUCUAGGUGUUUUAACUCUCAUAGGUCAGUAAUGUCAGGGCUCUAACUAGAACUUUAGGUUUUUGGAGGAGGACUGGCCUUACUGGACAAGGCAUCAGAAGAUUGCAACAAGGAUGUUAGACGUCUGUCAAAGUGCUUCUGCAUCAGUCAGUGUUUGUUAUUGUGAGGUUUGGUCUCAAGAAAAUUACACAAUGGCAGUGUUGAAGCUUGAUCACCUGGAUUGUUGUGCACUUCUGUACUCGAUGUUGAUAUUCUCAUAUGCCCCAGGUCUAUGCCUUUUUCUCACCCAGACAUGACUGUUACAAGUCAUGCUUUUGUGUUAGAUGUACUGAUCUCUAGCACUGAACAUAUAGCACUACAGGACGCUUUCCCGAAUUAGUUGGCUGUAUUUUUAAUGAAUUAUUUAACUGUUGCCUUUUCUUUUAUGGGUUACCAAAUUGUUAUCGUUGACAUUGUUUUCAUAAUUACUACUUUCUAUGCUUUAUUUUGUACAUUUUUUUAUUUGGACCCAAAUAAAUUCUGAUGAAAUAAGUGGA
Molecule: messenger RNA, 4106 nt
Organism: Myripristis murdjan (pinecone soldierfish)
Lineage: Eukaryota; Metazoa; Chordata; Actinopteri; Holocentriformes; Holocentridae
Gene: kif19
Product: kinesin family member 19
Exons: 20
Coding region: 1-3054 (1017 amino acids)
Biological process (GO): microtubule-based movement
Molecular function (GO): ATP binding; microtubule binding; microtubule motor activity
Source: RefSeq, a predicted model, not a curated record